Messenger RNA from Gorilla gorilla gorilla (western lowland gorilla), 1568 nucleotides. RefSeq names its product ribosomal protein L23a (gene RPL23A). Lineage: Eukaryota; Metazoa; Chordata; Mammalia; Primates; Hominidae. The record is from RefSeq and is a predicted model, not a curated record. Bases 620 to 1090 code for a protein of 156 amino acids. The transcript is spliced from 6 exons. Gene Ontology annotation, biological process: translation. Gene Ontology annotation, molecular function: rRNA binding; structural constituent of ribosome. Gene Ontology annotation, cellular component: ribosome.
AUCGGAGACUGCUGCGCAGCAUCUGGCGAUGCCAGGAACCAGCAGGGAGGGGAAAGGGAGAGAGAAGGGGCCCAAGGAGAGGCGGCGCUUCCCUCCUCAACUCCAGGCCUGGGAGCGUUCCUGCCUCCUGGCAUGGCAAUCCUCUUCCCUGAGACUGGCAGUUGCUCAAGAUGGGACGCUCCCGGGACCAGACCCGAGCGACAGCCGGCUACGCCGUCCGCUGGCCUGAGCAAAUAAACGCGUGUCUUCAAAAAACUACAGUCCCCAUGGUGGCACGCGCCUGUAGUCCCAGCUACUCUGGUGGCUGAGGCAGGAGAAUGGCGUAAACCUGGGAGGCGGAGCUUACAGUGAGCCGAGAUCGCGCCACUGCACUCAGCCUGGGCGACAGAGCGCUCAAAAAAAAAAAAACUACAACCCCCAUGAAGCUUUAGUGCCUUUGAGGGGAGGAGUGGCGCAUGUUUGUUCACGCACGAAAAAGAAAUUAAACCUAACUACCGUUCCCAGAGGGCGCCGCUCUGCAAAUUACCCAAUCAGCUCUAAGUACAAAGCAUCGCGAGUCUUUAGUGAGCUUUGGCGCUAUAAGCCCGUGGGACCGGGCAUUGGAGACCCUUUUCACAAGAUGGCGCCGAAAGCGAAGAAGGAAGCUCCUGCCCCUCCUAAAGCUGAAGCCAAAGCGAAGGCUUUAAAGGCCAAGAAGGCAGUGUUGAAAGGUGUCCACAGCCACAAAAAGAAGAAGAUCCGCACGUCACCCACCUUCCGGCGGCCGAAGACACUGCGACUCCGGAGACAGCCCAAAUAUCCUCGGAAGAGCGCUCCCAGGAGAAACAAGCUUGACCACUAUGCUAUCAUCAAGUUUCCGCUGACCACUGAGUCUGCCAUGAAGAAGAUAGAAGACAACAACACACUUGUGUUCAUUGUGGAUGUUAAAGCCAACAAGCACCAGAUUAAACAGGCUGUGAAGAAGCUGUAUGACAUUGAUGUGGCCAAGGUCAACACCCUGAUUCGGCCUGAUGGAGAGAAGAAGGCAUAUGUUCGACUGGCUCCUGAUUACGAUGCUUUGGAUGUUGCCAACAAAAUUGGGAUCAUCUAAACUGAGUCCAGCUGCCUAAUUCUGAAUAUAUAUAUAUAUAUCUUUUCACCAUAUACAUGCCUCUCUGUCAAUUUCUGGUUGGGCUGGGAGGCCACACAUACACACUGACAUGACAGGGCUUGGGCAAGACUCCUGUUCUACUUAUCCUUUUGAAAUACCUCACCCUGCCACUCCACCAUGUAUGAUCACUCCAGAGAUCUUUGUGACUAGAGUUAGUGUCCUAGGAAAACCAGAACUCAGAACUUGCCUCCAUGGUUGAGGGUAACAAGCUAUACAAGAACCCCUUUUAUCCCUGGAAGAGGCUGUGUAUGAAACCAAUGCCCAGGGUUUGAAGGGUGUCAGCAUCCAUUUCAGGGGAGUGUGGAUUGGCUGGCUUUCUGGUAGCAUUUUGUCCUCACACACCCAUCUACUAUGUCCAACCGGUCUGUCUGCUUCCCUCACCCCUUGCCCAAUAAAGGACAAGGACUUCAGAGGAGUA